AUGGCUUCUAUUACUACUUUCAAGACGGCUUCGGGCAAGGAAUAUACGCGCUCUGAUUUCUGGUUCGCAGAUGGCAACAUCGUCCUCGUCGUUCGCCACGCAAUAUUCAAGGUACAUCGCGGUCAGCUCGAGCGUCACUCUGACAUAUUUCGUGAUCUCUUCUCAAUACCCCAGCCCGAAGAGCAAGAUAUGAUCGACGGAUGUCCUUGGAUAGAAUUGCACGAUACCCCCUCAGACGUACUGUAUCUAUUGACUGCGCUAUAUGACGGAUUGUACUUCGCUAAAUCCAAUGCUCUCACGUUUCCUGCUCUCGCUGGCGUUCUCCGCCUCUCCAACAAAUACCUCAUUGAUCAUCUUCGUCGCCGCUGUCUCAUUCGACUUCGCACAGACUGGCCCGCCACUUUGGCCGGCUGGGACGUUAGGGAGAAACAAGCAACCGACCCUGCAGGACGUUAUAUCCCCCGUGACAGCUUCCCUCAUCCCAUUCUUGUCAUCCAACUAGCUCAAGAACUCAACCUCAGCGACCUUAUCCCCGCUGCUCUGUAUGACUUAUCUCGUUAUGGACCACGCAAAAUCGUUGCGGGUGCCGUGCCCCCCACGUCCCUUCUUCCGGCGGUCUUUGCCGACCCGUCAGAAGCCAAGUCUGAGGAAGAAAAUGGUCGUGUAGUACUUCCGCGUCAAGAGCUAUAUACCGUUCUCUCCGGGCGCGAAUCCGGACAGCGCUACCUCGCGACUUUUGUCGAGAAAGAGCUUAGUGCCCGCCCGGUAUCCGCGAACUGCGCUAACAAGGCGAACGAGAAUGGACGCGUUUGCCGCGAGUCGUUCUACUUCAUCAUGCUCAACGUGAUGCGCUCUGUGGGGGGUAUCGCCAGCGGACGCGAUGCUGAUCCUCUCUUCACCCUUGUGCAAGCGGUCGACAUGCUCUCCCGCACCGACUUCUCGGACGGCGUAAAGCAGUGCGGAUUGAAGAUCUGCGCAUCUUGCAAGGCAGACUUUACACAAACUGCGUCGAAAGCCAGGGAGGAUGUCUGGGAGCAGAUCCCGGUUUGGUUUGGGUUGAAGAACUCAGUGACCAUGGUGUCAAAGAGUCUAUGA
Molecule: messenger RNA, 1095 nt
Organism: Fibroporia radiculosa
Lineage: Eukaryota; Fungi; Basidiomycota; Agaricomycetes; Polyporales; Fibroporiaceae
Exons: 2
Coding region: 1-1095 (364 amino acids)
Molecular function (GO): protein binding
Source: RefSeq, a predicted model, not a curated record